CCAGUUUUGACCGUGCUCCUUCUCUAUCUCCUCUGUUCCCUCGGGCUCAACAGUCGAGCAGGCCACCCUGCCAGCCAACAUCGCUCGACCCUCUCCUUGUGAAUAGACCUCAUCGAUCUCUGCGCAAGCGACGAGCAUGAUGAAGGCGUGGGCGGUCACGAAGUACGGCGAUGCUUCGGCGCUCUUGACAGCGAUGGACGUGGAGAAGCCGCAGCCAGGGGCCGGGGAGGUCCUGGUCAAGAACAUGGCCGUCGCAACCAACCCCAUCGAUUACAAGGUGAUCGCCGGCGCCCUGGCACCAGGCGAAGAGGCGCCCCCCCAGCGCCUCAUCGUGGGCUGGGACAGUGCGGGGGUGGUCGAGGCUGUCGGGGAGGGAGUAACAGACUUCCAGGCCGGAAAAAGGUCUGGUUCGCAGGUGACAUCACCAAGGACGGAUGCUACUCGCAGUGCACCAAGAUCGAUUCACGGCUCAUCAGCAAGAUGCCCAGUACGCUCUCCUUCGAGGACGCUGCUGCCUUGCCGCUGACCUUCCAGACAGCGUGGGAGGGCAUGGUGGAGCUGAUGGGCGUCCAGAAGGGCAAGUCGAUCUUCGUCUUGAAUGGCGCUGGCGGGCUCGGGUCGAUCGUCAUCCAGGUCGCUAAGCACCUCGGGCUCACAGUGAUUGCCUCCGCAUCGCGCGCGGAGACCAUCGAGUUUUGCAAGCAGAUGGGCGCGGACCACGUGGUCAACCACCGCAACGAGGACCUCGGCGCUGAGCUCAAGCAGGUCGGCUUCGACUGCGUGGACUAUAUCUAUAACGCCCACGAGAACGAUCGCCUCGGGGAGCUCUUCAAGCUGCUGGUGUGCGACGGGAGGCUUGUGGUCACCUACGGCCCUACGCAAGAGCAGAUGGCGAAGGUUGACUGGACCACCGUGUGGCUGAAGAGGCAGACGCUAUGCUUCCAGAUGAUGUUCGCGCGGCCCAUGUUCAACACUGAGCCCGCGAUGGUAGGUGGCGUGAUGGCAACCAUGGCAAAGCUCGUGGACCAGGGCAGCAUCAAGACGACUGUCACGAAGAAGUACGGGGGCAUGGAGCAUAUCAAUGAUGCCACCAAGCUUCAGAUGUCUGGCAAAAGCAUCGGCAAGGUCUGCCUCACCAUGACGCACUGAGGCUCUGCUGGUUUGCCCCCAUGAUUUUUUUGCGGGGAAGUUGCAGGGUACUCGCGGCCACCAGUACAGGCUGGAGGUAGUAUAUGCAUCCAUGUAUGUAUGUAUCGCCCCUAAAAAGCAUCCAAAGAGACUCUCAGCAAGCAUCUUUGCUUGCUGUUUCCUUCUUGCCUCCCCUGCCCCUCCCCCUGCAUGCAUGUGCACUGUCUCGUGAAUCGGUCAUGGCCUUUUCCCGGUCCUCUCAGAGGGCCAGCGCGCCUCGCAGCGCGCCCGUCGCCCAGCCAUGGGCCGCCUCCGGGCGAUGGCGGUUCGCAUUCGCAUUCGCAUUUCAGUGUUUCUCGGGCAUCCCCCCAUGAGGCUGCCCUGGGUCCUCCUCGUGGCUGCCUUGCGCGCCUUCCUGGGGCAUUCCGGGGUGCUUGCAAUAAACAACAGUGGGAUUAACAACUUUAAGUCUCUUUCGCAGUCCCACUACGCUGCUUCUCCUGGUGCGCUAGCGUCGUAUGGAUGUUUACCAACGGUGCAAUCGAGGCAUCCGCCUUUUUUGUGCACACCUUAUUCCUGGGAUCCAUGAGGUUCCGGAUCCCUCGGGCUCGUACGGCCUCUUGCGUUAUUGUUCAUUGUUUUGCAUUGUGUUUGGCUUCGUUGUUAUCCGACGGAUGUGCAAAGGCAUAGUUCCGCAAACGGCAUUGCGUUGGCGAUUAUUGUUCUCCUUCGCAUAUUGUUGUAUUGCAUCGCAUUGCCCUGCCUUUCAUUUGAUUUGCUUCUCGCUGCAUGGCGCUGCGUUGUAUCAUGGUGUUUCCAUCACUGCGUUGUAUCGCAGUGCCAGUGUCGGCACUCCAUUCUGAACAGUUCCUUCGCUGCUUGGCAUUGGUGCGCAUUGCCUUGUAUGGAUGUGCCACUGUCUGUGAUCGAGCUCUGUUCGGCCCGCGAUUUUGUUACUCUUCGGUGUGCCUCAUAUUUUCCAUUGCUUUGCCUGAUAUCAUCGGCACCUUUUCGAGCGCCGUUUAGCCCUGCAGCUAGAGUGCGCUCGGAACAUGGUCCCCGCGUGCGCCCAUGGAGUGUUCAUAUCCCAACCGUGCGCGGACAAAGAUGAUCCUGACGAAGGACCCA
This is a messenger RNA of Prorocentrum cordatum, 2256 nucleotides long. The record is from the annotation of a GenBank genome assembly. NCBI's taxonomy places the organism in Eukaryota, Dinophyceae, Prorocentrales, Prorocentraceae.